AUGAGUUUCCUGACGCUGGUGGUGUUCCUGCUCCCUCCUGCCGCAGGAGAGAAGAUCGUCUUCGGGGGCCUCUGCCUCGUCCUCAACAUCCUCUUCCUCGAUUACUCAGCCAACGUCAUCGGACACGCCCCCUCGCACACGCCCCUUAUCGUCCAGAUGGUGUGUCAGCAGAUGGUAUUGAUAAUGCUCAGCGUUGUGGUGUCAAGCCUAGUUGUCAGGAUGGCGAGAGGACCUCACUCGUCUGGCCUCCCAAACAUCUUAAAGAGGCCAGCUCUCCUUCUGUCAUCUUGCCUCUGUCUGGGGAGCUACAGUGAACUCGCCUCCAAGUCGAGCCACAGCCUCGACAGCUCUCGACGCAAGCCUGACGAGCUGGAGCUGGGCGAGGACGGGAGCUCUGAGUUCCGCCGUCGGGAGAGCGGCGACGCCUGCGAGUGGCUCCUCCUCGCCGCCGUCGUCGACCGCUUGGCCCUCCUGCUCUACGCCGCCGUCUGCGUCAUCAGCCUCAUUCGCUUCAGCAGCGUCUUGUAGGAGCGAUACAUCUCGAUUCUUUCACAGCUGCGUCCUUUAAAAAACAACAACACGUUUUGAUUUCUAGGCAGAAUGGCGAAUAUGCUUUUGUUACCCUUACUGUUUCCCGUUUUCUAUGCUGCUCGUCCAUCUUUUUUCUUCUUCUCUCUUUCUUUUUGUAAAGUUAAUUCAUGUAAUUAUCUGGAAGACCUGCUUUCCUUGAAGAAGGCGUAUGGGCCGUCAUGUAUACGACCUUCUCUUGAUAUGUUUGAUGGAUAGUUUCCUCAUAGCUCAACUGCUACAGAUUAAAAAAAAAUUAAAAA
Molecule: messenger RNA, 830 nt
Organism: Penaeus chinensis
Lineage: Eukaryota; Metazoa; Arthropoda; Malacostraca; Decapoda; Penaeidae
Product: neuronal acetylcholine receptor subunit alpha-5-like
Exons: 3
Coding region: 1-528 (175 amino acids)
Biological process (GO): monoatomic ion transport
Cellular component (GO): membrane
Source: RefSeq, a predicted model, not a curated record